GCGUCAGCAUGCCCUCUGCGUCCUGCCCUCUGCCAGUACUGUGACAUACAGCUCGCUUUCAACAAGCUCCAGGAGCAUGAAAUCUACUGCGGAGCUAGGACUGAGAGAUGUGGUGGGUGCAGUCGUAACAUCAUGAUGAAAGAUCUAAAAGAGCAUCCUCGAGUCUGUGGGCAAGAGGUGAAACAAGUAAGAGGAAGCAGAGCAGUGCCUCGGUUUGAGGAUGAGGAUGCAGAUUUGCACGCCCUUCGGGACGUUAGAGACCGACUGAGAUCAGGUAACUACGCUGGGCCUCUGUGGAGAGUGCCCAGGGUGCUAGAAAAGCAGAUUUGUAGGAGACAAAGCAUUAAGGACAUUAGCAGAAGAGAUGUUUCAGCAGUGCAAAGAAAUCAAAAGUGAGAGGAUGAACUGGAGCAGUUGGGGAGAAAUGGAAACACUCAUUCCUCACUUUAUGACGAGUGGAACGCCGAUUUAGACUACGUGUUGGCUCUGAGCCUGCAAAAUGAGAACAAUCCUCACAAUAAUACUGCAGCUGAAAUUCACAGUGACUUCUGGGAAAACUACUACACCAAAGAGUCUGUGCCAUCGGCCUGUCUUAAUGAACCAGACAAGUCAAAUAUCUUCUCCUGUGACUCUUUAGUGUCUUUUAGCACAUCAAACCACUUAAAAA
This is a messenger RNA of Charadrius vociferus (killdeer), 667 nucleotides long. RefSeq names its product TRAF-type zinc finger domain-containing protein 1-like. NCBI's taxonomy places the organism in Eukaryota, Metazoa, Chordata, Aves, Charadriiformes, Charadriidae. The record is from RefSeq and is a predicted model, not a curated record.